Symbiodinium necroappetens is the source of this 2328-nucleotide messenger RNA. Lineage: Eukaryota; Dinophyceae; Suessiales; Symbiodiniaceae. The record is from the annotation of a GenBank genome assembly.
GCGAAGACUCGGAGGCUUAUCCCAUUUCCUCCAGGUCCACUGUGACCUGGAGGUGUUGAGACAGACUGCGAAGCUGCUUCAAAGUCGCGCCAGUACUCCUGAUGAUCGUGAAGGUGCAGGAGCAACGGCCGCCAAAGCCGCGGCACUGGCACAGGCAGAGUUGGAUCGGACGGACUCCCAAGCGGUCGAGGCUUCGGCCUUGUUGUCGCCGAGCGAGCUUGAGGAGCAGAACGAGCAGAUGAGUCGCUACCUCCUGGACCUUUCUUGGCAGAAGGACGCCAUGAAGGCAAUGCUGGAGCACUUGCAGAAUCACGAGGCUUAUGCAGUUCUUGGCGUCACACCUGAAAUCUCUGACGGGGACCUCGCGAAAGCCUACAAGGCUGCAGCCAUGCGCCUGCAUCCAGACAAAGGGGGUAAUGCCGAGCAGUUCAAGGCAGCACGCGCGGCCUAUGACCGCAUCUUGGAGUUGAGGCAGCCCGGCGUCGAAGCCUCCCAAGCCUCAUCUGUCUGUGUACCGAUCCUUGGAGGUGCACUUGUGGAGUACCAUGUCGAUCCGGAGCUCUUGGGAGAAACUUUGGCUGCCUUGCAAAGUGAGCUGCUCUCGUUGUCAAUGCAACAGCAGAUGCAACUUCAAGAAGCCGUGGAGAGCCACCGCACCGAGUUGAUGGCGUCGGUAAGGCUGAAUGGCUCUAUGCCGACAGAAAAGGACUACCAGGACACCAGCCGCGACUCUUACGAGAUGAACGGCUCUGAGGGCGACGUUGAGGCUUUCCAGCACCAUGUUCAUCCCGCAGAGGGCCCGGACGUGACCUUCGGCAAUCUCCAGCCGCAUCCUUGUCUCCAACUUGAUGAGCUGGAGAACGAUCCCUACCCACAGAUGGGGAUUACACCAGCCGCAGCCACGCCGUCAAUCGGCUCACCCGCCAUAGCUGCAAAAGCUACAGCUACAGACGAUUCUCCCAAGGAAAGACGCGGAAGCAACGAAUCGCCUUCAUCAAGGAACCUGGGCCUGGGAAGUCGAAGCACCUCCCGCAUCAGGAACACCGUCACCGGCCAGGACGAAACAUCAGCUGCCGCAAGCUCCUUGAAGCUCGCUCAGGAGCGCCGGAACGGCUUCGAUACAGUUGUUGGCGUUGCUGUCCUGAUGAAUGCCCUGGUCAUGGUAAUCGACCUGGAAAGUCAGGGCAACAACGCAGGUGUGACGAUUGGCGUGGUCGAUCGAAGCAUCUGGGAGUCUUCGGCUCCGGUGAUUAUGGUUUUGGAGCACCUCUUCGUGGCCAUUUUCAUUUUGGAGCUGGUCUGGCGGAUUUAUUCCGAGAGAUUGCGUUACUUUCGAGAGCUCAUGAACGUUUUUGACAGCCUCCUCGUGUUGAUUUCCUGCAUUGACUUGUACAUCCUGACGCCUUUGAUCCAGACAUCCUUGAACAACACAGCAACUUUGCGUCUUCUGCGGACCAUCAAGCUGGUGCGUGCCGUCCGAAUCGUACGAGCACUCCGGCUUUUUCGAGGACUGCGGCUUCUUGUCCAGGCUUGCAGCUCUUUCCUCCCUUCGCUCUGCUGGUCAAUGGCACUGCUUGGGAUUUUCAUGAUGAUGGGUGCUCUCUUGAUGGGAAACUUGCUGCAGGAUUUCAUACUUGACGAGGAGCAAGAUUUUGAAAUUCGACAGUGGAUAUGGCUCCAUUACGGAACGGCCUACAGGGCAAUCUACACCAUGUACGAGAUGACAUUUGCAGGGAAUUGGCCAGUUUAUGCACGCCCUGUGUUGGAAAACGCAGGCCAUGGAUAUGUUAUAUUUUAUAUGAUUUAUAUUACAUUCGUGGUGUUCGCAGUCAUUCGCGUUAUUUCCGCAAUUUUCUUGCGUGAAACUUUAGAAGCCGCCAACAAUGAUGCGGAGAUUCUCGUUCAAGAACGAUUGCGCAAGAAGGCUACUUACGUUCGGAAAUUGGAGAGUAUCUUCCGAGCUUGCGACGAAAGUGGAGAUGGAGUUCUGACUGAGGAUGAAUUGAAUGAGUUGAUGCAAGAUAUUCGGGUACAAGUUUACUUGGAGAGCUUGGAGAUCGAUGUUCAUGAAAGCACUGCGCUGUUUCGUUUGUUGCAAAAUGGAGAUGGCGAAAUCACUUGUGAUGAUUUCAUCGAUGGAAUCCUUCGUUGCAAAGGUCCAGCUCGUGCUAUUGAUCAGAUCCUGCUCGCAAGCGAUGUGAAAAAUUUGACCAAUGGCAUGCAGCAGCUUUUCAUCGCAUUGGCUGAAGCCAAUGUGAUAAAACCUUCGCCGAAAAACAUGGGUAUCCUGGCGCGGCGUAAUGGCUCUCGCCUUCAAGAUGAGCUGGC